AUGUCCGAGGACCAAACUCUGAAGAAAGCUCGGGAAGGGACGAAAAGUUGCACCGAAUGCCGACGUCGGAAGGUACGAUGUAUUCGAGUGCCCGAAAAUGCUCAAGCUUGUAGGAGAUGUGAAGAACGAGCCUCGGAAUGUGUUGCGCAGCGAUACAGUGCCCAGCCGGUCCACUCCCACAAGUUAUCUUCAAGAGAUCGCAUAGCCAAACUGGAAAUGAAGGUUGCGAGCCUAAGCAAGACUAUCUGUGAUAUCGAAAUGAAGCUCGGAAAUGUCCCAGUGCGAGUAUCUGAGGAGAUUCCGACUCUAGCGGAAUCAAGUCCUGAAACCUAUGAAUCUGAUGGAGAAUCCACUUUGUCGGAUGUGCUCGCCUUGGAACCACCAUCACAUAUACAUUCGCUUUUCCAGAACGACUGGCUCAAUGUCGAUACCAAUCGGCAAGAUGACCAGCUGAACGAUCAUCAAACAAGGCCAACUGCGAUCCUAUUGAACAAGGCAAGACAUGCGCUACAAAAGGCGAUUCCGCUGAAGUACGAGGUGUCGCAAAUCACGGGUUCGGGGUCAAUAUGGCUCGAUUUCUUUCAUAAUCUGUUUCCACAGCCAUUUGCGCUCAAAUCUGCGCAGGAAAUCCUUGAUUGCUACGAGGAGAUGUGCAAACCCGACAUAGAUGCUAUAAGUUUAGCUACGUGGCUGAUGACUAUUGCUAUCACAGCCCACCAAGUGCCUCCACGAUGUGGCAAUCAAUCCGCCUCGCCCGACCGUUUCCAGAGCUACUCCAAGUUUUCUCAAAAAGUCUCUGAAAUCGUCGAAAGUACACUUAUUUCUCAUGAUAGCGUGGUUAGUACCGUCAAUGGCCUUGGAAUGGCGAUCAAUUUUGUUCGACUACAAAUGAGCCGCGGCAACCUACAAAAAGCUUGGCUUCGACUACGCCAUUUCAUUUCCAUUGCAGAACUUAUGGGGUUGCCCAAUGCAUGCCAAGCUGUCCAGUCUAGCCAAUGUGAUGGGCCAGACUUUGACACACAACACCAAAUGGCUCAGCUGUGGGAGCUCUUUUGUUCUAUCGACGGUCUAUCUGGCAUAGUUUUGAACAUGCCCCCAUGUAUCAAUCCAUGUCAAAGGCCCAAACCUCCACCGCUAACCGUUGAUGGAGUUGUUCAACCUCGAGCAUACAUCAGCAGGUUGAUAGCAAUCACCACCAAGAUUCACUAUCGACAGGAUUUAACAGUGACACGAGCAUCGGCCGCCGAGCUCUACGCCUCUGCUUUGGACCGCGACAGGGAGCUUAAAGUGCUAGUAUCACAAACGCCGAAAUCAUGGUGGGUCGGGGCCAGCAAGAAUGUCGUGCCUGACCAUAUAGUUCAAUUCUUCCACUACUGUAUUAGUAUGCGAGUUCAUCUCCCUUUUGGGACACGAGAAGAUCCGGAUAAAGAAUAUGCCUACAGCUGCUUAACCUGUAGAGACGAUUGCGAAUCGGUAAUCCAGCUUUAUAUAUUCCUUCGGCGAGAGCUUCCAGGCGGCAUUUUCAUAGCCCAGCGCUUAGAUCUGCAAGCUUUCAUUGCUACAGUCAUUCUCCUUCUUGUAACCCAUGUCUCUCCUUCAACAAAUCUACAACAUUCGCCGAUCAAUCAGGACAACAUCGACAGCCAAGUUACACAAGUCAUCGAACUCAUGGACGCGCGGUCGAAAAAUACAAUGGGCUUCCAAUUCGCCCGGCGUUGUAUCAGAUCAAUCCGCUCACUAAAGGAACUGCUUCAAGAUAACGAUAAGUCUAGAGUAAAGGAGCUGACUCUGAAGGUGCCACUACUAGGUAAAGUGUAUGUUCGGCGUAAUACUUCUAGCUUGCCAACGCAAGAUACCCAGACCCAACCGCCACUAGCGACUUCGAUGGAUCCAAAUGUAGGGAGUCAGGACGAUCAGCUGUUAACCAGUCAAGAGGAUGGGUUUGCGCCUUUCAAUGCUGACGAUCCCGUGGCCUCCGAUUUCCAGUGGCAAGCGAUGGAAGAACUACCAUGGGAACUUCUCACCCGGCAAAUCGAGGAUCAGUAUGGGGGCUUGUUCCAGGACGCCUUUAUGACAGACGGUGCUGGUUAG
Molecule: messenger RNA, 2091 nt
Organism: Glarea lozoyensis ATCC 20868
Lineage: Eukaryota; Fungi; Ascomycota; Leotiomycetes; Helotiales; Helotiaceae
Product: Putative Zn(II)2Cys6 transcription factor (Eurofung)
Exons: 3
Coding region: 1-2091 (696 amino acids)
Biological process (GO): regulation of DNA-templated transcription
Molecular function (GO): zinc ion binding; DNA-binding transcription factor activity, RNA polymerase II-specific
Source: RefSeq, a predicted model, not a curated record